AUGGAGACUGAACACAGCCUCCACAUGUCCGAUACCCUCCAGAGAUCAGCGGAGGGAGGAAGGAUCAUACUAACCUUUCACCUACGCACUAUGUCAGCUUGUGCUAAUCAUCAGAAGCGCAGAGAGGGCGCUGUUGUUGACGGGUGUUUGCUUUCCCGCAGCCGCCUCCGUGGCCCACAUGGCCCCGCGCUGACGGCUGACGGGAAGUGGUCCGUCUCAGAUGCCAGCGCUAACAGCUUCUUUGUAUCAUGCCGUCGUCUUGAAGAUGGUAGAAGAUGGUUGUCAAUUGGCUUGGAGUGCAGAGGUAAGUGGGAGCUCCUAAAUCUAUGUCUUGCCCGAUAA
Knipowitschia caucasica is the source of this 342-nucleotide messenger RNA. The record is from the annotation of a GenBank genome assembly. Lineage: Eukaryota; Metazoa; Chordata; Actinopteri; Gobiiformes; Gobiidae.